AUGGCUUUCGUUCACUCUAUUUUUGCUUCACCAAAUCACCCUAUAUUUUCUCCAAACAAAUACUCAGCUAUUCUGGCUGUGAAGCUCAUACCUCAGCAUUCCUGCUCUAGUAAAAACCGUUUUACUAUUGCAUUGAAGCCAAAUAUCCAUAUUUCUGAAAGUGGAAAAUUCAGGGAUGAUCUUCAAAUAAGACAUGCUAAAACGUUGGAGGAAGUUAAGGGGGAACUUGGCAAGGCAAGACAAAGUGCAGACCAUGGCUUAUCUAUGGUAGACUCCAUUCAAAGAUUAGGCAUUGAGCACCAUUUUCAAGAGGAAAUUGAAGCAAUUCUUAAAAGGAGGCAACUGAUGCUUAGAGUUAACAGCCAUCGAGGAAAUGAUUAUGGAGAACUGUCAGAAGUUGCACUUCAAUUUCGUCUGUUAAGACAAGAAGGGUAUUACAUCCAUGCAGAUAUAUUUGAUAAGUUCUUGGACAAUAAAGGCAAGCUCAAACUAACAUUAUGUAAAGACAUAAACGGGUUAAUAGCCUUGUUUGAAGCCUCUCAAUUAAGCAUAGAAGGGGAACAUUAUCUUCAAGAGGCAGAGAAAUCUUGCCGCCAUUAUCUAACUAUGUGGUUGUCUGGAUUUCACGACCAUGCUCAAGUGAAAGUUGUGGCAGAUUCAUUAAGGUAUCCUAUUCAUAAAAGCUUGUCAAGGUUCACACCGACAAACCCUUUGCAGUUACAAAAGACCGGAUUGACAAACUCUUUAAGAGAAUUAUCCAAAAUAGAGACUGAAAUAGUUACCUCGUUGCAUCUGAAGGAGAUUCUUGCAGUUUCCAAAUGGUGGAAAGAGCUAGGUCUGGCAAAUGAGUUGAAGUUCGCUAGAGAUGAACCAAUCAAAUGGUACUUGUGGCCCAUGGCAUGCCUCCCAGAUCCACGAUUCUCUGAAGAAAGGAUUGAGCUCACAAAACCACUCUCCCUAAUCUACAUCAUUGAUGAUCUAUUUGAUUUUCGUGCAAGUAUUGAUGAACUUACUCUCUUUACCGAAGCUGUCAAGAGGUGGGACAUGGCAGCCAUUGAGCAAUUACCAAACCACAUGAAAGGGUGUUUUAGGGCUCUUUAUGGCAUAACUAACGAAUUUGCUUUCAAGAUCAACAUCAAACACGGAUGGAACCCUAUAACCACCUUAGUAAAAUCGUGGGUAAGGCUCUUGAAUGCUUUUCUGCAAGAAGCAAAAUGGUUUGGAUCAGGGUACGUCCCGAAGGCGGAGGAGUACUUGAAGAAUGGGAUAGUGAGCACUGGGGUGCAUAUGAUCCUUGUGCACUUAUUCUUUUUCAUGGGUGAGGGAAUAACGGAGGAAACAGCCACUCUAAUGGAUGAAUUCCCAGCUCUGAUAUCAACAACAGCCACCAUUCUAAGGUUGUGUGAUGACCUAGAGGGGGACCGGGAGGUUAACGAUGAUGGCAAUGAUGGGUCGUAUUUGGACUGCUUCAUGAAGGAGCACCCUGGAGUUUCCAUUGAACAGGCACGAGAGCAUGUGAGUGAAUUGAUUUCUGAUGCAUGGAAACGACUCAACCAAGAAUGUCUCAGAGAUGCAAAUUCGUUACCAUCAUCUUUCACCAAAAUUUGUCUCAAUGCUGCUCGGAUGGUUCCUCUCAUGUACAGUUAUGACACAAAUAGUCCAUCCAAGCUAGAAGAAUAUGUGAAGUCGUUGCUCUAUGGUGGUGGUAUGCAAACUGUUCCACAGGAUCAGACCAUUGUUUCGUGA
Sphenostylis stenocarpa is the source of this 1746-nucleotide messenger RNA. Lineage: Eukaryota; Viridiplantae; Streptophyta; Magnoliopsida; Fabales; Fabaceae. The record is from the annotation of a GenBank genome assembly.